Molecule: messenger RNA, 927 nt
Organism: Cladophialophora psammophila CBS 110553
Lineage: Eukaryota; Fungi; Ascomycota; Eurotiomycetes; Chaetothyriales; Herpotrichiellaceae
Exons: 1
Coding region: 1-927 (308 amino acids)
Source: RefSeq, a predicted model, not a curated record
AUGUCAGCCAUAACCGAGGCCUCCCAAGAUUUUCAGGAUGAAUGGACAGCAGAGGCCAUCAUCGUCGUCACCUGCAUGACAAUAUCGCUCUAUAACUGCGUCGAACUCCUUCUGACCAUCCUCACCACUUUCCGAGAAUGGCACGGUCUGUAUUUCGUCUCCCUCAUCGUCGCCUCGGUCGGCAUUAUCCCCUACUGCCUCGGCUUCAUCCUCGAAUACUUUGAAGUUCUGGUAUUUUGGGCAGCUCUCAUGUUCAGCACAAUCGGCUGGGUCAUGAUGAUCACGGGCCAAUCCUUCGUCCUUUAUUCGCGGCUCGGCCUCAUACUGCAAAACGACCGGAUUCUGAAAGGGAUUAAGUGGAUGAUCAUCACCGAUGCCCUAAUCUUCCAUACCCUCACCACGGUCUUCCAAUACGGACAAGCAUACGGUGGCGAGAAGUCGGCCUUCAACCGCGCCCUCUUUUACAUGGAAAAAAUACAGAUGACGGCUUUUUGCAUCCAAGAAUUCAUCAUCUCGGGCAUUUACCUAUGGAAGACAGUGCAGCUUCUGAACCUGGUGUCGAAGGAGGGCACGAGGAGGGUCAUGUGGGAACUCUUGACGAUCAACGCCAUCAUCAUCCUCAUGGACAUCGCCCUGUUGUCACUCGAAUACAAAGGUCUCCGGACCAUGGAAAGGGCCUUUAAGAGUUUUAUUUACUCGGUGAAAUUGAAAAUGGAGUUUGCCGUGCUCGGAAAGCUGGUCAACCUCGUGCAAUCGAGCACCAGGGCGCUGUCAAAUGCCCUGGCUGAUGUCGAUUCUUUCAGGACACCCUCGACAGCAACCCACAGCCAGCAAAAUGACCAAAUGCCCGACUGGAUGGCCAAGCUAGAAUCACGUCCCAUCCAUAUCGAACAAGUGCAGCCGGGGCAAACGAUCAUAUUGGACUGA